Molecule: messenger RNA, 2316 nt
Organism: Rhipicephalus sanguineus (brown dog tick)
Lineage: Eukaryota; Metazoa; Arthropoda; Arachnida; Ixodida; Ixodidae
Product: MAM and LDL-receptor class A domain-containing protein 1
Exons: 10
Coding region: 691-2316 (541 amino acids)
Cellular component (GO): membrane
Molecular function (GO): protein binding
Source: RefSeq, a predicted model, not a curated record
UGAUGCCCCUCUUCUACGCAGUGUGUCGCCAGCGCUACGAGAAAGAGUGUGAAGGAAAGGGCUUGAGAGUAAAAGAGGAGGAGAGGAAGACCCUCCAAAAAGGCCGCCGGUCGUCGCCUUAGUUUUUCGGUCCCUCCUGCAGUCAGCCACACUCCGCGGGAAACACCCUCCCCUGAUCUUUAUAGAGAGAGAGGAGGGGAGAGGCGGGGUGUUUCCAGUCCUCACCUCCUUGCUUGCUUUCCUCCGCGGGGGCAGCUGUGACGCCGUCGACUUCGACGCCGCCGCGACGGCGGCAACGUUAGCAGAAGAGGGAGAGCGCGAAGCCCCACGAGCGCCGCUUUUUUACCUUGCCUCACGCCUCCCAGCAUCCGUAGCCGCCGCCAUCAUGGCAAGCAGCCGCUUGACGCCGGGUCCAAGCGCAGCGCCCCGGCGCAACGCCUCCUACGACGCCGGACUGUCCUAAAGGGGCCGACGGCACGCGAAGAACGGCACUUGGGCGCCCCGGGAGAGCCGACCCGAAGUUUCACGCCGCCGAUCGACACGAAGUAGGGACGCGACGCGACGAAACAGUCCCGAGCUCGCGUACUCGAGGAUCGGUACCGGGUGGUUUCGAGGACGCCUGGAGAUCUGCAAGGUACGAAAGAACGGUGCACGUCGUCACGUCCCGGACGCCUCUGUAUCUGUGUCAGUAUGAGGACGAUGACGUCGGAGAGGACAUGCUGUGCGCUUCGUUCGUGGCCGUGUGCGACGUCGUCGUCCGUGCUCCUGGUAGGCCUAGCGACGUCUCUCGUCGUCUUCGUGCCGCGCGUGGUCGUGGCGCAGGACCCGCCGCACUACCCGGCGCGCCAGUUUCGGAUAACGACCACGACGACGACCACUACCACGACGACCACGACAGCUGCGCCGGCGUCCGUCGCGCUGUCCGCGGCAGAGAUGGGACUGCGCUGCGACUUCGAAGAGGAACCGUGUGCCUGGACUUGGAACGCCGGUUUCGCGCUGGCCACAGCGACGAACGGCAGCAGUGACACUGCGACUGCGGGCCGCGGCACCAAGGGUGCGGUGCUUCGGGUCUCCUCGCCCGCCGCCGACUCUGCGCGCAAUGUGUCAGGUCACUUCCUGUACUAUGGUGUGCGGGAAGGUGCAGUGUCAGCGGCGGCUCCGGGUAACGUGUCGUCCCCGUGGCUACGCCAGGCGGCGCUACAGCGCUGCACUCUCGUUUUCGACAUGCACGCGUCCAACAUGGCCGACGGGGCCGUCGCCGUGCUCCUCACUAACCCUAACCACACCUGGGAAGUGCGCAAAGUUCCGGGAAACUCGCUCGGCCUAUGGCAAACGUUCCAAGCACCGCUUGGAAGGCAGGAGCCUCCCUUCGUAGUCACCAUAGAAGUUCUGCCAGGGAAAUCCGCGCCCGGUCACCUAGCCUUGGAUGGCAUCAGACUGGAAAACUGCGUCGAACAACCAAGGCGCGUGGGAACGUGCCUAGAGACGCAGUUCCGCUGCACCAACUCCACCUGCAUUGACCGCCAGGAAGUUUGCGACGUGCGAGUCAACUGCGCCGACGGAGAAGACGAAAAACAGGGCUGUGAACAAGUACCGAGGGGCGCUCGGUGUUCCUUCGAAGAGCUCGACGGAGAAACGGACAGCAGCGACCCAACUAUAUGCGGCUGGCGGAACAAGCUUCGUUCCGGCAGCGGCGAGUGGCGCCGCGUAGCGGCCGCCAAUGCAACAUCCAAGUACGCGCCCGCCCACGACCACAGCACAGACAGUUCCAAAGGACACUACGUUUGCGCCACGGGGAAGGCAUUUGGCCACGCAGCCGUCCUGGAGAGCCCGGAAUUCCCGAAGCUGCCCUACUACCACAUGAACCACACUUCGGCGUACUUCAAUUCCUGCCACGUUCGUCUUCACCACUACGCGGAUCGCACGCUGCGUCCCUACGGCCUGACGCUGUACGCUGUGGAGCGGGACCCUCGCCACGCAAGCGGCCUGCGCCACGAGCUGUGGUCGGCCUCGAUCAAGGACGACGCGGCCGGCACCUGGACGCGGGUGGUGCGCGCGCUGCCCGCCCUGCGGCACCCGUUCACCAUGCAGCUGGUCGCCCAGUCGGCGGUGCGUCGAUGGGGCUGCAUCGCUGUCGACGACCUGACGCUGGGACCGGAGUGCUUCGGCAUCGGCGUACCGGAAAACGAAACCAGAGAAUAUCCUACAGACAGCAGCAACGACGACGCCAUCUUGGAAGCACCGCCGCCGGAGAAGAUCUACGAGGGGAACAUCACGAAAAUGCAACCUCUUGAUGCAAAUGAGAAGUUCCCGUAA